UUUUGAUCGGGCUCGAAAUUCUUUAAUCUGGGCUUUGUAUUUCAUACUCAAGACAAUCUAUCUACUAGUUCCUCUGACAAGAAAAUUUAAAAAUGUUGAUAAAAGUGAAGACUUUGACUGGAAAGGAGAUUGAAAUAGAUAUUGAACCAACAGACAAAGUGGAGAGAAUAAAAGAAAGAGUUGAAGAAAAAGAAGGUAUACCUCCACCUCAACAGAGACUGAUCUUCAGUGGUAAACAAAUGAAUGAUGAAAAAACGGCACAAGAUUACAAAGUGACAGGAGGCUCUGUGUUACAUUUAGUGUUGGCCCUACGAGGAGGAAAAUGAACUCUUCGCAAUUUCUUGUUUCCAGUAAUGCUAUAAUAUUUUAUGCAGAUUGCACAGGGGCAAAGCCCAUUUUAACAUUAAUUUCAAUUUAACCAUAAAUAAAGAAAGUCUUUAUUUAUGGGGUAACAUUGAAAUUAAUGUUAAAAUGGGCUUGGUCCCUGUGGCAGAUUGCAUAAGGAAGUUACAUUAUGAAGCUUUUUUAGAUUAAAAACUUUCAUGUCACCCUUCCUUAAACAUGUUAAAUGGAAAGAACCUUUGUCACUCUAGUACAUGUAUUUGAAUAGAAAAGUAAAAUCUAUGAAAUAUUUAGACCAUACAGUGUACUGUUCUAAACAUCAUUUCAAUAAUAAAGCUAUUCAUUUGGGAUAUUCGGUAUCUUCAGUUAAAUCACUAAUUUUUAGAGUGAUAUACAUAUUUCAGCAUAGGUAAAUUCUAAUUUGAAAAGUUAAUUUAUCUUUUCCCUUAAGAACAUACAAAUUAUACAUCAACUGACUCACUGUUUUAAAUUGUUCUUGUAUUUAGAAUUUGCAAAAACAUUUAUUCUUGUGUGAUGUUUAUAUAUAGUUGAUAUUCGGUCUGUACACAAUAUUACGUGUUAUGAUGCAAGUUUUGAAGUUCUAUAUGGUCAAGUUAAUAAAAACAUAGGAUCCAAUAUCAAUCUAACAUCAUUGGUAAAGUAUCUGUAUUGAUUUCGAUUUGCAGUACAUGUGCUGAUGUUGUAGUAUUGUUGUUCACUGUGAGAAUGAAAGUGACACGUACAUAAGCUUUGUAUUGUAAAUGUUUUGUAAUUAAAUAAAAAUCCAUGUAUGGUCA
Molecule: messenger RNA, 1139 nt
Organism: Magallana angulata
Lineage: Eukaryota; Metazoa; Mollusca; Bivalvia; Ostreida; Ostreidae
Product: NEDD8
Exons: 5
Coding region: 93-326 (77 amino acids)
Biological process (GO): regulation of proteolysis; modification-dependent protein catabolic process; protein neddylation
Cellular component (GO): cytoplasm; nucleus
Molecular function (GO): ubiquitin protein ligase binding; protein tag activity
Source: RefSeq, a predicted model, not a curated record